AUGAAUUACAAUAGCAGCAACAGUUGCGAAGAAGUAACAUUUGUGGAGCACGGUCAUGUAACUAAGUGGAUAGUUUUAUCAAUUGGUGGCGUUUUUGUUGUGUUUACAAUUAUUUUCAAUUUAAUUGUGAUUGUGAAAAUCAACCGAAAAUGCAAAUUAAAAUCAUUUACGAAAUAUUUUCUGACGUCCCUUGCUUCAGUCGAUCUGUGUGUGGGAGUAACACUUAUGCCAUUUAACAUUAUUAACGAAUUAUAUGGUUUGAGGAAAACAGCGGGACUGUUGUUUUGUGAUUUUGUGAACAGCCUGGAUUAUACUUUAUGCACAGCUUCUGUGAUUUUUCUAACAACAUUAACUUUUGACCGGUAUAUAGCUCUUUGUAAACCAUUCAAAUAUCACAAAUUCUGUAACAAGAAAACCAUUGUUAUAAUAACUGUUUCAAGCUGGAUGUCUGUUCUUACCAUUUCGUUCGUAACGAUUCCAACAGGACUGGUUUAUUAUGGUGUACCAGAAGAUGUCAUAUACUGCAUUACCAAAGAGGGAAAAUCCUGUACAUUUCUUAUGAGUAAAUACUUCGCAAUUAUAUCUUCAACAAUUUCACUACUAAUGCCAGGUAUAAUUAUCACAUGUCUGAAUGUAAAGUUGUCGAGAAAUGUACGCAGACAGAACAACAUUAGAGUACAACUUACGUUCCACCGUAGUACAAGGGCAUUCAUCAAUCGCAGGAACGUAUCACAGGGAAUUCACGUUGCGAAAACAAUCGCUGUUUUAACUGGAGCAUUUAUCUGCUGUUGGAUGCCAUUUUUCAUUGUACUGAAUGUAAGCGUAUUCAGUGAAUACAGAUUAUCGUAUGGAAUUUAUGUAAUUGCUAAUUGGCUGGGAUAUUUAAACUCGACAAUUAAUCCACUUUUAUACCUUCUUCUCGAAGGGAGAUCCUGUAUUGGGAGACAUUAGGUGGUAGUUAAAAUACAUGAAAGAGUAGUGUGAAGAACUAAUAUACUCUUGUAAUUAUGUAAUUAUUAUACAUAUUAUAUCAAUAUGUAUUAAAACAUUUUCUUACGGUGUCGUAAGGUUAUUCAAGACAUAAUGUGUUCCAAUCAUCCGUAAAUCAUUGUUUGAAGUUCAGAUGUGAAUGAAUUACAUCACGAGGGCACAGCCCGAAUGAUAUGAUAACACGCUCCUGAAUGACAAACAGUGAUAAUCAAUAACUGGGACAUGUUAUUUCGAUUCUGACACGAAAUGAAAGGUAAGUAUCUACGUCCUUGUUUACAUCCACCAAAUAUUUACCUCUUCUUGUGUGAUUUUCUUUUCCAGAGCGCCGCUAUGACGUAAUAACUGUGACGUACUAAUAGUAAUAGUUUUGCAUAAAAAACACAGUUUCAGCCUUUUUUGUUAAAUAAGAAUAUAAAUUAUGUCGUGAUGGAAGUAUUUUUCCUACC
This is a messenger RNA of Mercenaria mercenaria, 1436 nucleotides long. RefSeq names its product octopamine receptor 1-like. Gene Ontology annotation, biological process: adenylate cyclase-activating adrenergic receptor signaling pathway. The transcript has a single exon. NCBI's taxonomy places the organism in Eukaryota, Metazoa, Mollusca, Bivalvia, Venerida, Veneridae. Gene Ontology annotation, molecular function: G protein-coupled receptor activity. Gene Ontology annotation, cellular component: membrane. Bases 1 to 951 code for a protein of 316 amino acids. The record is from RefSeq and is a predicted model, not a curated record.